AAUGAGCGAACUUCAGUUCUGUAAUAGGUCUUGACAGGUGACUGGUGGUGUUAUGGCUGUAGAAUGGAAAACAGUUUUUAUGACAGUUGCUGUGGUGUGUUUAUGUUUUGUAGGCAUUCCAAUUAGAGUAGAUAAGCCGAUAGACACUGCUACUCAGGCGCUAUUUAAGGAUUACGUAAAGCGCUUUAAUAAGACCUAUGAGAAUAAUGAAACGGAGUACGCGCUGAGACUGCGUCAGUUCCAGGAAUCCUUGGAAAUGAUUCAGAAGUUGAACAGUGAGAGGAAAUCAGAAGCCAGUGCUCAUUAUGGACUAACAAAAUUUUCCGACAUGUCACCUGAUGAAUUUUUGCAUCAUCAUCUGUAUGUUGGCCUUCAAAGUCACUUGAUGAAAUGCAAUCAUUGGAGGAAUAGGACACAUCAUUCUCAUGAGCGUAAAGAGAGAGCAAUAAAGCCUGUAUCUCUACCAGAACGUGUUGACUGGCGUGAGAAAAAUGUUAUUGGGAAAAUCAGAAAUCAAAAGACAUGUGGUGCUUGCUGGGCCUUUAGCACAGUUGAAACUGCAGAAGCAAUGUACGCAUUGAAAACAGGAGUUCUUGAAGAAUUAAGUGUUCAAGAGAUGAUUGAUUGUGCUCAGAAUGGGAACAUAGGAUGUGCUGGUGGUGAUACAUGUAGUCUUCUUGAAUGGAUUGUUGCAAAAAAUAUUUCUAUUGAGUUAGAAAAACAGUAUCCAUUAACUCUGGAGACACAGACAUGUAAAUUAAAAGGGUCUGGUAAUGGUGUCCAUAUUGCCCCAAAUUUUACAUGUGACUACUUAGUUGGAAAUGAAGAAGAAAUUCUAUUAAUGCUAGCAAAUCAUGGGCCUCUUAUUGUUGCAAUUAAUGCCCUAAAUUGGCAGAAUUACUUAGGUGGAAUUAUUCAGUUUCAUUGUGAUGGCAGUCCUGUGCACAUAAACCAUGCAGUGCAGAUAGUGGGAUAUGAUAAAUCUUCUGCUGUGCCACAUUAUAUUCUUCGAAAUUCUUGGGGGCCAGAUUUUGGUGAUAAAGGAUAUUUGUAUAUUGCUAUUGGUGAAAAUCUUUGUGGAUUAGCAACGGAAGUUUCAUCACUAGAUGUAUUAUGAACAUCCUCCUGAGAUACGCUUCACAUUGUUCUCUUCCAUGUCAUAAAA
Molecule: messenger RNA, 1165 nt
Organism: Schistocerca piceifrons (Central American locust)
Lineage: Eukaryota; Metazoa; Arthropoda; Insecta; Orthoptera; Acrididae
Product: cathepsin O-like
Exons: 7
Coding region: 53-1117 (354 amino acids)
Cellular component (GO): lysosome
Molecular function (GO): cysteine-type endopeptidase activity
Source: RefSeq, a predicted model, not a curated record